AUGCUCCUCAACAUUGCCAGCAUGCCGAUGAAGGCGUACGUCUCCGAGCACCCGCCGUGGGCGGCACAACCCCCGCCACCAACGUAUGCCAACGACUCGGACUUUAACAUAAAGACGCUGGCUCAUAUGCAAGCGGCGUACAACGUCUCGACGCUACCGGCGACAGCACUCUUUUUCGACGACAGCGCACGCAACACCCAAGUGAUGCGCCAUGUCCUCGUCAUGAACCACCGUCCCAUUCUGGUUGACGACUGCCGCGACCGAUUUCUUGUCGGUCUGCCGAGCGUUCUCUUCUACGGCGCUGGCAUCCGUAAUGUUCUCUGUGCCUUUGCUGCGGCCAACCACUCGUCGCCCAGUGACGGGACGUGGGACCGCCGCGGUGCGUGCAUGUACAUCACGUAUUUUUCAAUGGCCAUCGGGCAUCAGUGCGUCUGGCUUCGUGCCGGAAAUGAGCUUGACGGCAGCAACACCAGCAGUCACGACACAUACACACUGGUAGCGGCCCAUAAAGUGUACACGUAUUCCGCGCUCCACUCGCUCAAGUUUGUCUACCGCAUUGGCAUCUCACUGCUGACGCUCCACCUCAUCUUUCGCUACAACGGUGUCAAAUCCCAAGCGAUGUUCACCGUGCUGCAGUGGGCGCACCCCGACAAGAACAGCUUGGCACCCGAGGUCGGCGGCUCUGUCUACAGCAUCUUUCGUCGAAACGCGCGCUAUAAGCGGUCGCCAACGAUUAGUUUUCGGAGCGCCGACUGCUUUGUCUACUGCUACAAGGACAAUGUGCUUGUCGAGCGUCUCCGCCUCAGCUUGCUCGAGAGCCUCGACCGCAACGAGCCCACGCCGUCGCUUGCCGUGCUGAACGCACCAACUACCUCCAAGUACACGCUGCACCGGCUUCUCGAUCAAUUUCCACCGGUCAUUGCGCGGGCGCGGGAGCCGUCCCAUUGGUGUAUCUAAGUGCGAUGACGGCAACGAAUAUGGUCAACCAGGCGCUGAGAUUUUGCUAAUAAUGCAACAAGUCGAU
Saprolegnia diclina VS20 is the source of this 1024-nucleotide messenger RNA. RefSeq lists its product as hypothetical. The transcript has 3 exons. The record is from RefSeq and is a predicted model, not a curated record. Bases 1 to 957 code for a protein of 318 amino acids. Lineage: Eukaryota; Oomycota; Saprolegniomycetes; Saprolegniales; Saprolegniaceae.